AUGGCGGAAGAUCAAAUGACUCGCGGCAUCAAGCGGAUAAGGCCCAGCCUCUGCGAUGGGCUGUGCUCUUCCGCGCCCCGCAAAAAAAGACAGGAACGAAAUGAACUUGAAAAAUGUUAUCCAGGAGAGGAGGGCCACUAUAAUGGGCAGCAGUCGAACAAUGUUUUCACAAAUGAACAGUCUUCGCAGCUGUCGUCGCAUGAUCAUGGCGACACUGGAUUCUACCCCCUUCCAAACCUUGCACAGCAGGCAGAAAACACCAUGGCAGAUGCAGAAGAUCUAGAAGUCUGCUUCGGUUCUAUUUGCAACAUUGCUGCACAGUUCCUUAGAGGCCCUCCAACGGCUUGCAGCUCUUUAUCCUCGAAUACAGUUGAUGCCAACCAGGAUAGAAUUCAUUGCCUUGAAGUGAUCCUGGGAUCUGAGAACUGUGUGAUAUGUUCCCCAUUUGCAGAGGAUGUGGUAGGUCUCAUCAACCUAGGAGUCUCCAACACCCUGAGGAAAUUAUUCAGAAUCGAGAGAAUUAGACUGGAAAUUUGUCUCUCUCACUCAGAAUGGGAUUCUAUGGCACUUUCGGAGUCACUCAGCGCCUGGGAAAUGAAUGUCGAUAUCGUUAUUUUCGGGGCGCGGAAAGAUGCUUUAUUGGUCGGUGAUUACUUAUCAUCCCAAGCUUUAUUUCUUCAAGAUCCUAGUUUUCCUUACGAUGUUCAAUAUGAGAAUCCCCAUCGGUUUCCCGUCACGGAUAUGUUAGAUGAAGAACUCGAUAACGAAGCCUCCGAGGUGAAUAAUGACGGGCCCUUUUCUAUAAACAGAACAGCACCUGCUCCUGUCAAUAUUUCCAAGAAAACCUUGCAAUAUCUGCUGGAUAAUCUACAGGAGCACAACUACAUUCAGCAAGUCCAGCCCGAUGAGUAUUUGGUUAUUUCGCUAUUUAAUCACCAGAAACAGGCUGUUGACUUCAUGAUACGUCGAGAAACAGGUCGAGCAACAUCUUCUUUAUCACUCUGGAAAGUCUACAAUGACAGGAACGGCGAACAAUAUCAUUGUCACACAAUUACAGGCAACCUCUUUCUUGAAGCAUCAGUUGGCCCUUUGGGUGGCAUCCUUGCGGAUACGAUGGGCCUCGGGAAAACAGUGACAACAUUGUCCACCAUUGCUAGCACCCUUCAUCACGCCAGGGAAUGCAGCGAAAAUAUUAGUACCCAUCGGUCAGCCUGCACAAGAGUAGUAAAAGCCACACUGGUUGUUGUCCCAAAUGAAGCCUUGAUGGAACAAUGGCUCGGUGAGAUCCGCGAUAAGUUUAAGCCGGGAACUUUUGAACCCUGCAAAUACCACGGUGCCUCGCGCCAAGUCCACUUUCCCACCUUCGAGGACUACGAUAUUGUGUUGACAACAUACGGAACUAUCAGUACGGAGUUUACUGAGAAGGAAAGUCCAAUAUUCCAAACAACCUUCUUUCGCAUCGUUUUGGAUGAAGCACACCACAUAAAAUCACGGUCCACGCGGGUCCAUGAAGCGGCAUGUAAUAUCUCAGCAGACAGACGCUGGUGUCUCACUGGGACCCCAAUACAGAACGAUCUCGAUGAUCUUGGUGCCCUGGUGUCUUUCCUUCGUGUCCCACUACUUGAAGACCGAGAGGUUUUCCGGAAGCACAUCAUCAAUCAAACCUACAAUAUAGGCAGCGAUCGCUUUGAAAACCUCCGUUUAUUGCUUGGCUUUAUAUGCCUUCGUCGAUCAAUGAGCCUUGGAAUGCCUGUGAAACCAACGAUCAACAAUCUGGAGUUGGACUUGGCUCCCGAAGAAAGGGAAGCAUACAAUAACAUACUGGACUAUCACAAUCGACUCAUUGAUAUCUCAGUCAGCAAAGGGGGCUCCGUGGGUGCGUUCCAAACAGUUCUGCAGCUGCGAAUAUUCUGCAACAAUGGGCUUUACAGAAAGAAGGACAUCCGAGCCUCCCCUACCGCUCUCCUUACUUCUGAAGAGUACUUGAAUUUUCUGCAAGAGAACCAUGGAUCUCAGUCUACUGGUAUUGACAGUGAAACUCUGGCUCUUGGCUCAUACAUGUUCUCAGACUCUAAAUUUUCUCCUGAAUCCUCUAAUUCGGUCGGCGAACCUUGCAGAAUGUCCCUCCAAAGCAAUAAUAUGCUGGACCUGGCAAAAAUAGAAAGUCCUACCUCGGAGCUAUUGCACACUCCUAAUCUAUUUAGGGAAUCUCUGACCCCGGAGUACUUAUCUCCGCAAACUCUCGAAGGGACGUUCUCAACCAAACAUCGUGCCAUUUUGAAGGCUAUCCUUGGCCAUAUUCCGCAAGAAAAAGGAAUAGUGUUUUCAGCCUGGACCAAGAGCCUCGACAUCAUGGCAGAGCUGCUACGCCAGCACGACAUUACCUUUGCCCGAGUAGACGGUUCCAUGUCGUUUUCGCAACGUCAGCAGGCCUUCCAUAGCUUCAAAACGAGCAGUCACGUGAAUAUACUCCUGAUGACUAUUGGCACCGGUGCGGUUGGACUCAAUCUCUCCAUUGCCACACGGGCGCAUAUCAUGGAACCAUCGUGGAAUCCAAUGGUCGAGCAGCAGGCAAUCGGGCGCGUUGUUCGUCUCGGACAAAAGCGACCGGUGGUGAUUACUCGGUAUAUUAUGAAAGAUACCGUCGAAGAGAGUGUAGUGUCUCGCCAAGACUUGAAGCUCGACGUUGCUAUGGGCGGCUUUGAGGGGAGUUCUCAUGAGGUAGCUGGUGAUGAUGUAUGA
Messenger RNA from Aspergillus neoniger CBS 115656, 2742 nucleotides. Its product is annotated as DEAD/DEAH box helicase. Lineage: Eukaryota; Fungi; Ascomycota; Eurotiomycetes; Eurotiales; Aspergillaceae. The transcript has 10 exons. Bases 1 to 2742 code for a protein of 913 amino acids. Gene Ontology annotation, molecular function: ATP-dependent chromatin remodeler activity; ATP binding. The record is from RefSeq and is a predicted model, not a curated record.